AUGAAAGAGCAGAUCGACUCGCUUGCAACAAUCCAAGCUGUCUUCGACGAGCUUCGAGGAAAUGAUGACCACCUAAGCACCGCACAGCUGCCAGCUGCCAUGCGCUUGCUCGGAAUGAAUCCAACCGAGGAAGAUGUCAGUCAGCUCUGCAAAGGCGGCUGCUUUGACUCCACGCUUGAUAGACCGGCGUUUGCAAGAUUGAUGGAGGAAGCUCUUUCGAAAUGGUUGGCACAAGAUCAGGCACAAGAGCUUCUCCUCAGCUUCCAGGCCUUCGAUACCCACGGGAAUGGUCGGAUGUCUGUGGAGAAGCUGGCGCAGAUCAUGAGCAUGGCAGGUAACCCCUUCUCAGCCGAAGAACUCGAGGAAAUGCUUUUCAAUGCCGGUGUUGAUGGUGAUGGGACGCUGGCCUACAGAGACUUGAUUCUGCGGCACUUCUUGAGUGCUGAAAGUGGCGCUGCCCGAGGAGAGUGGCCUUCGUGGGCCUUACCUGGAUCUCUGGCACCGCUGCAAGAAGCCGCUACCUUGAGCGAGAUCGCAAAGCUCAGAGCGGGCAGAGGCGAUCUGGAGGAUGCGGUAAACCUUCGGUACAGGGCUUUGGCCAUUCUAGAGCAGCUUCACGGACCACAGCACGCAGACGUGGCGGCUGCUCUGCAUGCUAUUGCUGCUUUGAAGGAGACACAAGGCCAAGUCGAAGAGGCUCUGGACGUUUAUGGCAGAGCUCUUGCCAUCCGGGAGAAGGUGCUCGGACCAAGCCACUUCUACGUUGCAAUGACGCUCGACAGCAUUGCCAAUUUGAAAGAUCGCGUGGGUCAGAUCGAGGAGGAGCCCAGCAGGCAACAAGCGGUGAUGGAGGAGGCAUUGGCAUACGCCUGCCGGUCACUGUCCAUCUGGGAGAAGGUCUUCGGUCCCAUCCAUCCUCAUAUUGCCAAGAUCCUUUACAACCUCGCGGGACGAAAGGACUCACUCGGCCACGUCGAAGAGUCGCUGAGGUUGUAUGACCGGGCGCUGGACAUCCACGAGCAAUUACGAUCGGAAGAUAUGGAGCUGGCGGAUGUUUUGGGUGCAACGGCAAAUCUCAGAGAACGGCUGGGCGAGUUUUCUGCCGCCCUGAACCUCUAUACCCGUGAACUGGCUUUGCGUGAGAAGCUCUUCGGAGCUAUGCACCCGGAGGUUUCGGAGCUGCGCGCAAUUAUUUCCUCUUUGCAGGCCUAG
Molecule: messenger RNA, 1212 nt
Organism: Symbiodinium sp. CCMP2456
Lineage: Eukaryota; Dinophyceae; Suessiales; Symbiodiniaceae
Source: the annotation of a GenBank genome assembly